Molecule: messenger RNA, 1767 nt
Organism: Cryptomeria japonica (Japanese cedar)
Lineage: Eukaryota; Viridiplantae; Streptophyta; Pinopsida; Cupressales; Cupressaceae
Product: dehydrogenase/reductase SDR family member FEY
Exons: 8
Coding region: 218-1372 (384 amino acids)
Source: RefSeq, a predicted model, not a curated record
AGUCACGGCAACCGUCGAUUACAGGAAAAAGAACAAAUCACAGUCAAAAGAAAAAGGAAAAAAAAACCGUGGGAAAAAGACAAUUUUAUGAACACUGAAGCUGUUCUGAGUCAUUCGUCAUAUACUCCCAUUAAAAUAAGCGCUCUACUAUAUUGGUAGAGUUUAUUGAUGGAUUGAUCGAUUCAUUUGCAUAUCUGGGUUUAUAUUUGUAUUGUAUAUGCAGUCUAGCAAGGAGUUAAAGAGAGAUUUAGUUCAUAUGGCAAUAAAGAAGCAGAGCUCGCUGGGAUGGAUCGAAUGGAUAAGGGGUCUGCUUGUUGUUUUAUAUGAUAUUAUUUUUCAGAGAAUUUUGGCGUGCCACCUUAAAAACCCUUUGCAAUUACCACCUAUGAAUGGUCUAACCUGCAUUGUAACUGGUGCUACAAGUGGAAUAGGUUUAGAAAUGGCAAAGCAACUGGCAGAAGCAGGGGCACAUGUUGUAAUGGGAUGCAGGAAUACUAAGGCUGCACAUGAUUUGAUACAGAAAUGGCAGAAGGACUGGUGUGGGAUGGGAAGUCCUCUUGAUAUAGAAGUGAUGGAAUUGGAUCUCCUUUCCCUUGAAUCUGUUAGGAAGUUUGCAUCGUCAUGGAAUGCUCAACAAGGUAGUUUAAAUGUUCUCAUCAACAAUGCCGGCAUUUUCUCUAUUGGAGCACCUCAGAAAUUUUCUAAAGAUGGCUUUGAAGAACAUCUGCAAGUGAAUCAUCUGUCACCAGCACUACUUACGCUUUUGUUGCUACCCUCUCUAAUCAGAGGUUCUCCUUCACGAGUAGUAAAUGUCAACUCUAAUAUGCAUCAAUUAGGAUUUGUGGACCCUGAGGACUUGAAUAUAACAUCUGGUAAGAGGAAAUACAGCAGUACUGCUGGUUAUUCGGGAAGCAAACUUGCAGAGAUUAUGUUUAGCAGUGUGCUACAGAGAAAGCUACCUUCUGAAGCUGGUGUUAAUGUAAUGUGUGUUUCUCCGGGAGUAGUUAUGACAAAUGUAGCACGAGAUUUACCAUCAAUAAUUCAGACUGGUUAUCACCUGAUUCCAUAUUUUCUUUUUAAUGCUCAAGAAGGUGCAAGAAGUGCACUGUUUGCUGCAACUGAUCCUCAGGUUCCAGAAUUUUGCAGUGCUUUAAGGACUGAUAAUUGGCCGGUUUGUCCAUAUUUUUCAGGGGAGUGUCGUCCUGCAAAUGCUUCAGCAGAAGCACACAAUAUGGAUACUGCUUUGAAGAUUUGGGAUAAGACUUUGGAAUUCAUUGGUGUUCCUGCAGACUUUGUUGAAAAGUUGAUAGAAUGUAAGCAGGUUCCAAGUGAAAAUGGGCAUUCUAAAGUAACGGAAGUGGACUGUUGGUGAGAUGAGAGGAGAUGUGUUUAAUGUGGGCUUCAUCUCGUUCUCAAGUGUAAAAUACUGGGUCUCCAAUUAGUCAAUAUAGUCAGCAUGUGCCAUUUAACUUUCCCGAUACAGUUAACAGAUACUUUUGCUCAAAGAUGUUGAUUUUAUGAGGCCAUUAUCAUAUUUGUCCAAGGAAGGGCCUUGGAAAUUGGGAUGAAAAUAUUCGAAGGAAAGUAUUCAUAUUUGACUGUUAAAAUGGAAAGGCGCAGCUCUGUCAGACUUGUUUUUCGAUUACUAAGCAUAAUUGGAGAUUUCUAAUUGCAUAUACUUGAUGUUGAAUUGGAUAUUCACUAUAAUACUAGUGUAUUUUCCACAGCAAAGAAGUUAUAAUGAUUAUUACUGUAUUUUCAUGUUAA